AUGGCUGUGGUCACCGGUGCUCAACUGAUCGCCCGAUCGCUGCGCGAUCUAGGCGUGACCGUCAUCUUCGGCAUUGUUGGAAUCCCUGUGGUCGAGAUCGCCGAAGAGGCCAUCAACCUGGGCAUUCGAUUUGUGGCCUUUCGCAACGAACAGGCCUGCAGCUAUGCUGCCAGUGUCUAUGGAUACAUGACCGGCCGACCGGGCGUCUGUCUAGUUGUCGGAGGGCCGGGAGUUCUCCACGCGCUGGCCGGGAUCGGCAACUCCUCCGCAAACAACUUCCCAUUGCUAGUCCUCGCCGGCUCUGCUGAGACCACCGGCGUCACUAAAGGCGCAUUUCAGGAAUUGGACGCCAUCUCCCUUCUCACCCCUCACACCAAGCUUGCUGUCCGCGCCUCCUCCCUCGACUUCAUCCCCGGCGCCGUCAAGAAUGCCUACCGCACAUGCUGGUACGGCCGCCCAGGCCCGACUUUCGUCGACCUCCCCGCCGACAUCAUCCAAGGCAAAUCCUCCCCUGGAUAUCGUCUCCCCCAGCCCGAGACUCUGCUCGUCCCCUCGCCCCCAAAGGCGGGCGGAGACCCAGCCCUGAUCCUAAAGGCAUCACAGUUGCUCCGCACCGCUCGCUCCCCACUCCUAGUGAUAGGCAAAGGCGCCGCAUACGCGCGUGCAGAGCUCGGGAUCAACCAGCUCGUGGAUCAGACCCAGAUUCCAUUCCUACCCACACCCAUGGGCAAGGGCGUCGUGCCGGACUCGCAUCCCUUGAACGCAUCCAGCGCGCGCAGCGCAGCCCUAAAGCACGCCGACGUCGUCCUGAUCCUAGGCGCACGUCUCAACUGGAUCCUCCACUACGGCGAAGCACCCAAAUGGAAUCCAACGGCCAAGAUCAUCCAGGUGGACAUCUGCGCUGAAGAAAUCGGGCGCAACGCCGGGACAGCGGAGCUCGGAAUCCUAGGAGACAUCGGACUGGUCGUAGACCAACUGCUCUCUUCCCUCUCUAAUUGGACAUACUCCCCUAAUCCAUCAUCCACCAAAGACAACAAAGACACAUUCACAUCCAUCCUAACCACCUCCGCCAACCGCAACGAACUCAAAGCCCAAACCGCUGCCCUCCGCCCCACCCCGCCAAACACUCCCCUCACCUACCAGCGCGCCUACCACAUCAUCAAAUCCACCCUGAACACCCUCUCUCCCUUUGAACAAGGCAAAAUCAUCUACGUCUCCGAAGGCGCCAACACAAUGGACAUCUCCCGCUCCAUCUUCCCGCUCAACCAUCCCCGCCAACGCCUCGACGCAGGCACCUACGCCACGAUGGGCGUGGGAAUGGGAUACAUUGUCGCAGCGCAUGAAGCAUACAACGCCAUCCCUUCACCCUCAUCCACCAAACAAAAGAAAAUAGUAGCCUUCGAAGGCGACAGCGCCUUCGGCUUCAGCGCCAUGGAAAUCGAAACCCUAGCGCGGUACCGCAUCCCCGCGCUUAUCUACGUAGUCAAUAACUCGGGCAUAUAUCAUGGGGAUUCGGUGAGUGAGGAUGAUUGGAGGGUGUUGCAGGGUCAGACGGUGGGGAAUGAUACGAAAUCCGAGUCUGGUCUCCUCUAUGAAACUAGAUAUGAGAUGUUGGCGACGAUGUGUGGCGGGAAGGGAUUCUUCGUUAGGACGGAGGAGGAGUUGGAGAGGGCGACGAGGGAAGGGUUCGAGAGUAAGUGCGUUACGGUUGUCAAUGUUAUUGUGGAGCCCGGGAUUGGGAAGGAGAUUGGGUUUGCGUGGCAGGGUAAGGGCAAGGGGGAUUCUUCUACUGGUGGGAGGGAGGCGAAGUUGUAG
Aspergillus niger is the source of this 1815-nucleotide messenger RNA. RefSeq lists its product as uncharacterized. NCBI's taxonomy places the organism in Eukaryota, Fungi, Ascomycota, Eurotiomycetes, Eurotiales, Aspergillaceae. The coding region runs from base 1 to 1815 and encodes 604 amino acids. Gene Ontology annotation, biological process: fatty acid alpha-oxidation. The transcript is spliced from 3 exons. Gene Ontology annotation, cellular component: peroxisome. The record is from RefSeq and is a predicted model, not a curated record. Gene Ontology annotation, molecular function: thiamine pyrophosphate binding; catalytic activity; magnesium ion binding.